Lachancea meyersii CBS 8951 is the source of this 357-nucleotide messenger RNA. The record is from the annotation of a GenBank genome assembly. Lineage: Eukaryota; Fungi; Ascomycota; Saccharomycetes; Saccharomycetales; Saccharomycetaceae.
AUGUCCGAGAAACGCUCUUUGAUUGCCGUGAUCGGCGACGAAGACACUUGCACUGGAAUGCUGCUGGCCGGAGUCGGUCAAAUCUCGCCCUCUAGCCAAGAAAAGAACUUCUUCAUGUACCAGGAGGGGAAAACGACUAGGGAAGAGGUUUUGAAAGCGUUUGACGAUUUCACGCAAGAAAGAGACGACAUUGCUAUCGUGCUCAUCAACCAGCAUGUGGCAGAGAAGAUCAGAGGGCAGGUGGACAGUUUCACGGCCGCCUUUCCUGCGAUUUUGGAGAUUCCAUCAAAGGAACAUCCUUACAACCCUGAAAAGGACUCCAUCUUAAAACGGGUGCGUAGACUCUUCGGCGAAUAA